Messenger RNA from Rhodamnia argentea, 1875 nucleotides. Its product is annotated as silicon efflux transporter LSI2-like. Lineage: Eukaryota; Viridiplantae; Streptophyta; Magnoliopsida; Myrtales; Myrtaceae. The record is from RefSeq and is a predicted model, not a curated record. The transcript is spliced from 3 exons. Gene Ontology annotation, biological process: transmembrane transport. Gene Ontology annotation, cellular component: membrane. Bases 119 to 1759 code for a protein of 546 amino acids.
UAACAGUCUGUGUGCUGGAUUCUGGUAUCCUGUCGGGAUGACUCUGGUGAAGUUCAUAGCAAUUAAUAUCCUCGCCAAUUGAAGUUUUGACUUCAGGAGACUUGUAGAUCUUCCAAAAAUGGCACUUGCUUCUACUGAAAAAGUGAUUCUCGGGUCAAUUGCCUUUGCGAUAUUCUGGGUGUUGGCCGUUUUCCCAUCCGUGCCAUUCCUACCUGUAGGAAGAACUGCAGGGUCACUCCUUGGAGCGAUGCUUAUGGUGAUUUUUCGGGUCAUAACCCCAGAUCAAGCUUACGCUGCGAUUGACCUCCCAAUCCUCGGCCUUCUCUUUGGGAUGAUGGUGGUUAGCGCCUAUCUGGAAAAGGCCGAUAUGUUCAAGCAUCUCGGUAAGUUGCUCUCCUGGAAAAGCAAAGGAGCACGAGACUUGCUUUGUCGGAUUUGCUUGAUCUCUGCCAUUUCGAGUGCUCUCUUCACAAAUGAUACGUCUUGUAUUGUUCUGACUGAGUUCGUGCUCAAGAUUGCCAGGCAACACAAUCUCCCGCCGCAUCCAUUUUUACUUGCCCUCGCCUCAAGUGCCAAUAUUGGGUCUUCGGCGACUCCCAUUGGGAAUCCUCAAAAUUUAGUCAUAGCUGUUCGGAGUAAGAUCUCAUUUGGGAGUUUUCUUGUCGGACUUCUUCCUGCAAUGCUGAUCGGGAUUCUUGUCAAUGCGCUGAUUCUUCUAUGCAUGUACUGGAAGCUACUGUCCAUUCAAAAGGAUGAAGUAGUUGCAGCUGUUGGAGUAGUGGCCGAGGAAGAUGUGAGUUCUCAUCGGUUUUCGCCCGCCACAAUGUUGCACGUCACAUCCCUAGACUCGCAAGAACGGAACUCCAGGUUCGAGCCAAUGGACAUACAGAGCCCUCCUGCAACCGUGAAUGCAAAUCAUGUCAAGUCGCUUAGAAACCAGUUUACUUCAAAUGAGAAUGAAAUUCAUCAGGUCUCGAGCAGUGCGCCUCCGUCAGCGAGGAACUCAAUCGCAUCGAAAGAGACACUUCCUGAUGGCACUUCUCAGGAAAUGGAUGAAACGGUUCCUUCCAAGGUAGUCAUAUCCGUCACCGGGAUGAAAGAUGUGUUUCCAGUGAAGUGUUCGGACGGGAAGGAAACGCUUGCCUCUAGAUAUAAGAGGAUUUUGUGGAAACCGUGUGUUUAUCUUGUCACCGUCGGUAUGCUCAUCUCUUUGUUGAUGGGUCUGAGUAUGUCUUGGACAGCUAUUACCGCCGCCCUGGCCCUCAUAGUUCUUGAUUUUAAAGAUGCUCGGCCUUGCCUGGAGAAGGUCUCCUACUCUCUGUUGAUAUUCUUCUGCGGAAUGUUCAUCACGGUCGACGGGUUCAACAGAACUGGAAUUCCGAGCACCCUCUGGGACUGGAUGGAGCCACAUGCCAAAGUCAAUCGCGCUAGCGGGAUAGCUGUUCUUGCUGUUGUCAUUUUGGUUUUGUCGAAUGUCGCUUCGAAUGUGCCAACUGUUCUCUUGCUCGGAGGCCCAGUGGCUGUGUCGGCGGCUGCUAUUUCGGCAGCAGAAGAGAAGAAGUCGUGGCUCAUAUUAGCUUGGGUGAGCACCGUCGCGGGGAAUCUCUCGCUGCUCGGAUCAGCGGCCAACUUGAUCGUGUGCGAACAGGCUCGCCGCGCCCCGGAUCUCGGCUACACUCUGUCCUUCUGGAACCAUUUGAAGUUUGGAGUCCCUUCCACCAUUAUUGUGACUGCUAUAGGUCUGGCACUCGUAAGAUGACAAGAAGUAACUAAUAGCAGCUCUAGUGAAUGCCCACUAGUUAUUUUAAUCAAGACAAUCUCCCGCUGGUUUUGCUAUAAGAUUCCCAUCCAAUCUCUUGUUCCGGAGAUGAGGGA